Messenger RNA from Mesorhabditis spiculigera, 1365 nucleotides. The record is from the annotation of a GenBank genome assembly. NCBI's taxonomy places the organism in Eukaryota, Metazoa, Nematoda, Chromadorea, Rhabditida, Rhabditidae.
AUGGGCGAUGAGGCCGGCCCUUCGGAUCGCGGAGGGCCUUCACAAAGAGCCGCCGGCUUCCUGACGGCCGCCGCCAUGGUGCGGCAACAAAGUGACACGACUACAAACCGGCGCCUCACACGGGAUCGCGCUGUCGACGAAUGCGAGCGGCCACAGACAAGCUACCAACCGGAGCCAAACUCGAUGUCCCCGAUGUUGUGUCGACCGACGCGAACUGUCGGUGUUGUGCAGAAAGGCAAAAGCGACUCAUACAUGCAGCUGAACCAAUACCGGCUAAUGGAGGAGAUUGGCCAGGGUUCAUAUGGCAUCGUAAAGCUGGCGUAUAAUGAGCAAGACAAGAACCUCUACGCCAUGAAGGUGCUCGACAAGAUCAAGUUGCUCAAAAAUUUUGCGUGUUUUCGCCAACCGCCAAAACGGCAACGCUCAUCAACGGCGCAGAUGAAAAACCCCCUCCAGCUCGUUCAGCGCGAAAUAGCAAUAUUAAAGAAGCUGGCGCAUCCAAAUGUGGUCAAAUUGGUUGAGGUGUUGGAUGACCCUAGCGACAAUUACCUUUACAUGGUUUUCGAGUAUGUGGAACGGGGGUCGAUCCUUGAAAUUCCUACAGAACGACCACUGGAUGAAGAUACGGCCUGGAAGUAUUUUCGAGACACCCUCAAAGGGCUGGAAUACCUUCAUUAUCAAAAAAUUGUACAUCGUGACAUUAAACCAUCGAAUCUUCUGUUGAGUGAGACUGGGCAUGUGAAGAUUGCCGACUUUGGAGUGUCGUGCGAAUUCGAAGGAAUCGAUGCUUUCUUGUCUGGUACCGCUGGGACACCGGCAUUUAUGGCUCCAGAAGCACUUACCGAAGGAGCAAACCAUUUCUACAGUGGGAGGGCCCAAGAUGUUUGGUCACUUGGGGUCACACUUUACGCUUUUGUAAUCGGACAGGUACCAUUUUGGGAUCCAUAUGUAAUCGCUCUGCACCGGAAAAUCAAAAACGACCCAGUCAUAUUUCCAGACUUGCCUUUUAUCAGUGAUCUUUUAAAAGAUUUAAUUGUCUGCAUGUUGAAGAAAGAUCCUGGCCUCCGGUUGAUGCUAAAUGAAAUCAAGGUUCACCCUUGGGUGACCCGCUUUAGCACUGUGCCAAUGCAAAAUGAAGCUGAAAAUUGCAAAUUGGUCACAGUUACAGAAGAAGAAAUUGAAAACUGCGUGCGUGUCAUCCCACGGUUGGAUACGCUGAUCCUUGUUAAAGCUAUGGGCCAUCGAAGACGAUUUGGAAACCCAUUCAGACAAAACAGCCUCAAUCAAAGUGCCGGUCACUUCAGAGAACGAAGAAAAUCAAGCUCCGUCAAGGAUGCUAAGUAUGUGCCUGUAGAAAACGGUUAU